Molecule: messenger RNA, 5121 nt
Organism: Linum trigynum
Lineage: Eukaryota; Viridiplantae; Streptophyta; Magnoliopsida; Malpighiales; Linaceae
Source: the annotation of a GenBank genome assembly
CUGUGACAAAGUAUGAUAUGAUAAAUGAGUUUUUCCAUUUUGGGAUUGGCAUUUACUGCCCACUGUCCGCUAUCUUUCGGACCAUAGCUAGGAUAGGACGACUCAUAACUCUUCAUAUAUGAUUACGCCAACAGCAACCACUACUGCACUGCACAGCACACACAUCUCUACACCAAGACUACUUUCAAACUACUGCACUCUACCUCUCUCUCUCACUCUGCUGAUCUGCACAAACUCUCUCCUCCGGUUUCCCUAUGGCGGCCGGCUCAACUUCUCCGAUCAGGUACCAUGUCUUCUUCUUCUUCUUCUUCUUCUUCUUCUUCUUCUUCUUCUUCUUCUUCUUCUUCUUCUUCUCUUUCCUGUUGCAUAUGUUGUAUCAUCAAGUCCUCUCCAAUAUCCCUUGUCUCUGUCUGUGUAUGUUGGGAUCGUUGGUUUCAGGUAGAUAGGACAUGUGAGAUUCUUGAUUAUGGUAUAGUACUAGUGCAUGUCUGUCUCCUACUUUACUGCAUUAGUGAUUGAGCCGUUGUUCCAGUUGUACUUUAGCUUAUAAUAAGUUGUGGGUUGGUUUGUUCUAAUUGUUUGAUUAAUUACGUACCUCCAUCUAUAUGCUAAAUAAUGUACUAAUCAGAGUUAGGGUGCCCAGCGUAGUAGUAGCGGGCUGUAACUUUGGUGGCUUCAGUUGGGAGUAAUGGGAUGUAAUUAAUUGAUCUUCUUAAUUAUGAGUGGAGAUAUCUAUAUAUCCAUUUCUUCUUCCCCUACACCCUGCCUUCCAUUUGUAUUUCUUUGCAAAAGCUUUAUGGUAACGGGUCCAGCUCCUGUUUGGUUUGUGUGCUUACAGAUAGCUAGUCGCCGGUCAGCCAAAGAAACAAAUUAAAGGAAGCAAGGAAUUAAAGGGACAUUUAGGCUUCGUAGUUGAGGUAUGUCUCAUUUCCGCGGCAACAGGAAUGAAUCCGUAAGGGGUUUUGGGGUUGGGUUGGGGCGAGCGAUUUAUGGGUUAAGUUUUGUUAAAUGGGCAGAUUUGGAUUGAUAGGUGUCAAUAAAAGUCUGUUUGGUGCAUUGAUUUGAUACAUAUUGUUGAUAUCUUGAGUAAGAGUAGGUCAUUUUCAUUGAAAAUUUCGAUUAAAUUCAUACACAUAAGUGCACCAUUUACGUUGUCUCCAGUGGCGUCAAGGGUUUUCUUGGAGCAAGGGAACAUACAAACUAACAUGGCAGAUUGGGUCAUCCUGCUAAUCCAUGCACAUUUUAAUUAGUUUAUUUAGUUAGUAAGGACUAAGGAGGACAAGAGCUAUAUAUGGGGUUUACGGCCCUAUUUAGCUAGCCUCUUUAUAGUUUGUAAUUUCUUUUCUAGUGUUUGACUGUUCACUUUUUCUUCACACUUGACAUAAUUUUCAGGAUCGAAAUAUAUUUGAUCAGAUUAUAUUCGGUCCAAACCAGCCUCUUCCCGUUCGUGUUGAAGUUGCUAGCUUGGUUCGUUUUAUCCGCAAAACCCUUAUCCUGUUACUACGAAACCACCAUCAUUCCACCAUCCUUGCUUUUGCUGCGUGUUUGAUAGUUCGAGACCCUCCUUGGGGCUCAUCAUAUUGUACAUCCACCCUCUUCUUUCUAAUCCAAAAAUACAUGGGCAUAUCUUCUAUGUAUACACGUUUGCAAUUAUAAUUGCUUAAAGACACCACGUUUCUCUCCAAAUUCCUUUGUAUUGAACACUUGACAAUCUGGUCAAUUUCAUAACAUCCUUUGCAGAUUCCUUACUAUACAUGUUCUUCUUCAUGAAACUUUUCCUUCCCUUUUGAUCCUGAUGUUAAUCACUCUUGGAAUAGCAGUGCAUUUUUGUAUUUCAUUCUGCCGUUUCGAUAAAGAAGUGGGAGAGUAAAAUCAAGAAUUUAGGUAUUUGCAUAAUGUGUACCCGUAUACUCUCAAAUAAACAUUCGGAAGAGUAUAAGUACAUUUUCUAAUACUCGACAAAUAGUCUACGAGUUUGAAGGUAAUUUCCAAGCUUAUUGUCAUCCGUAUGCAUAAUACAUUUAUUUUGAAGUAUAAAUAUAUUAUUAUAAAUACUAUUUUGUAAUGGAGUGAAAAGAGAAUCAUCACUUAACAUUUUUUAUUUAUUUCUUUUCAAAUAUUCCAAUAAAUUUUCUUAGGAAUUUUCCUGUAAUUUUUGUUUCUCGGAACAUUGUUUUGUUAUUUUCUUUGACAAUUUGGACAUGGUUUGAUUGCAUAUUUCAUUGUGGAAAAUGAGAUGUUUUGGUUUGUUUUUUUUUUAAGAGCAUUUCCUUUUGAGACUACAUGCGAGAGAAGUGAAGUGAGAGAAGUGAAUUAGAAGACUCCGUUUCCGUUAGCCUUCUCCUAAGCUGUUAGUGAGAAGUAGCAGAAUUUAAAAAUAGGAAAAGAAAAAGAAACCAAUCUCGUGUGGUCAGGUGGAGUAGUUGCAGGGACUCCCUGCAGCCUAGACUAGACUGUAGGUAAAUAAUACAUCGUCCCUCAAUUAAUACGCUCUUCUCCCUCUCCCUCUCCCCGCAAUAACUUCUCUUCUCAGGCUGCCCACUCCCCACCUGCUCUCCCCCCUUCUUCUCCUUCUUCCUCCAUCCAUCUCUUCCCCCUUUGAUCUGUUCAAAAUCUCUUCUUCUUGUCCCUUGACUCUCUUCUUCCUAAUCCUAAUCCUAGUCCGUGCCGUAAUGAUAAUAGAGGGAAAAAGAAGCCAUCUCUCUCCUUUUCUUUCUCAGACUUGUAAUGUAAUGACAUCCACCUUUGUUGUUUUCCACAGCACAGAAUCUAGUCGGUCAGCCAAAAAAAAAAGAACAAAGGAAGUACGAAACUAAUGGGGCAUUUCGGCUUUGUAUUUGAGGUAUGUGUUUUCCCAACCUUUUCAUUCACGCGGCAAGACAAAUGCUUCAAAUAAUCUUUUUUUUUUUUUUUCCUUCUUUCUAAGUUGGUUUCACGGUGUACGUGAAGUAUGAAUAGGGUUAAUUAAUGCCGUAAUUGGUCACUAAAUUGUAGUUGCUAUAACAAAAUCCCAGUGAAGUUAAAAAUGCAUCACUUGUAUUUCUCAAUUCAAAUCAAUUUGUCAUUACUCUCGAUGAUCUCAACUAUUAGAAUUUUAUUAAAUAUGAAUAGUCGGCACGCAUAUUCCUUGGUGGGUCAAUCGAAUCGGUAAAGGGAUUUUGCUGGUUGUGAUGAAUUUAUGGGUACGAUUGAGUUUGUUCCAUUGUGAUAUAGCUACUUUAUUUCAUUAAUUAGUGAUUGGACCCUUGUUCCAGUUAUACUUUAGCUUAUAGACAGUUGGUUAGUUUGUUCUGUUCUUCUACGUGCCUACUUAAUUGUUUGAUUAAUUAUCUCCUUCUAUUAAUGUACUAACUAACUAGAGCUAGGGUGCCCAGCGUAGUAGUGGGCUGGGACAUUUGGUGGCCUUUCCCCAACUUUUGGAUGGGACAUUUGCUGGCUUCAGUCAGGACUCAGGAGUAGUGGGCUGUAAUUAAUUUUCUCACAAGAAGAUAUAUAGUUGGGUUGGGUGAAUAGAAGAGGAAUAAACAUUAUAAUUAACCUAAUAGGGUUCACCAGCCAAAUGAUUAAUUAUCUCCAUCUAUUAAUGUACUAAACAUUAUAAUUAACCUAAUAGGUUCACCACCCGCUUAUAACAAUCCACCAGCCAAAUGAUCACGACCAAAGUUAGAUAGUACUAACUAGAAAUGGACCGAUCUAAUCAAACCGGUUUGACUUGGUAACUAACAGUUAGUUACGUUGGUGUGUGAUCUAUGCAGGUACAGUUGAUCAUCAAGUGAAGUAGCUAGCAUUCCUAUCUUAUAAUAUAAUAAUAGCCCUUUUCCCCACUAGGCCCUAGCUACUCCACUUCCUUAAUUAGUUGCCCACAUAAUUAAUUUCCUUAGAUCAUCCCUCACUAAAAAAAUAUGGCCAAUUCUCCAUCUCCACGUCGUAUUGCUCCCCUAGGCUAUUCAUUCCUACUGCUUCUUGUUACUAUUAACCUAAUCGGUUCAAUCCCUAUCUUCGUAGCUUUCUUUUUCCUGAAAAUCCACCCGGGUGUGAAACAAGCUACAGAAUUCAUGCUAUGUUUCACCUAUUACACCUUUUCCCUUGUCUUUACUCUCCUCUUCGGCAUUCUAGCUGCUUCAUCCUUCCGUCGUAGGAGGCUCAUAAACACCUACAUGCGCCUCAUGUCCGCUCUGUUUUUGGCCGCCAUCGCCUUCCUGGUCUUCCUGAAUGCUGUUACCACUGAUGCUCCUCCACGUUAUGAUGAUGAUCAUCAGGACGCGAGGGCCUUCUCCGGAUGGCUUAGAGAGAAAGUCGAGGACGCCGCGUUCUGGAACAAGGUGAAGGGCGGCCUCGUUGAAUCCGCACUCUGCAAGGACUCCCAUACCGGCGGAAGCAAAGGGGCAAAGAAGCGUGAUCGAAUAUAUGGGAGUUGCUGCAUCAAUUGCAAUCACCUCAGCCCGAGCAACGUUUGCCCCAGUUGGAACCGAGAUCCGGAGAAGUUGUGUUACGGCUACGAGCUCUGCAAAGCUGCCGUGUUGUCCCAGUUGAAUACCAAACUGUCAACAGCUAAGCAAAUGAUUACCAUGACUAUGUGUUGAGAAACCGGGCAGCAACCACAAGCAAGAAUAGAAUGCACAAGACACACGAUUUUUACGUGGAAAACCCAAAUCGGGAAAAACCACGGGACCUUUGUCCAAGCCACAACUCCACUAGACUUUGGUGGGAUUACAAGUCCUCUCUAGACUAGCUAGAGGAUUACAAACACAUCAAGGACACUCUUCUUGGAUCAACAAUCAGCCACAAUAGCUCUCACCAACAUGGUGGAUAACAAAAACAAGAGCAAGACAAAGAAAGGUUGAGAGGUACCCAAAAAACAGAUUCUUACACCUUCUGUCCAGCAGCUAUUCCCGAUGAACUAGGCCUCAGAAUGACAUCCCACCGGUCAGAAUGAAGCCCAGACACUUCGAACCCACUGCCCAAAUUUCAGGACGAUCCAACGGUUCAAUCUUCCAGAACGCUCACUUGAACAGGCUGCCUUGCUGCAGAAACGAAAAACAGCAGCUUUUUCUCUUUUCACUCUUUUUCCUUAUCUCUUCUCUUUUCUGAUUCUCUCUCUAAAAAAUGAAAGGUUGUCAC